CUUAAGCAGCAAUUAGUUAACGUACAUUUUUAAAGUGUAGCUAAUAGACAAUGCUUCGCCAAGCAAUCGUUUGUACGCUUUUAGGCCUUACAGUGGCCGGUGUAAUUGAACCUCGGUAUAAUCCUAAUGAUUUUGGUGGACGUAUCGUUGGAGGUGAACCAACAACAAUCGAAAAGUUCCCAUACCAAGUAUCUCUCCAAAAAGGAGGUAGCCAUUUUUGUGGCGGAAGCUUGUACUCUCCGGAUAUUAUAAUAACUGCAGCUCAUUGCCUACAAUCUUACAAACCAAGCGAAAUUAAAGUGAGAUUGGGAUCUGCCAACUACAAGUCUGGAGGUGAAUUGGUAUCCGUGAAAAGAUUCAAAUACCAUGAGGGUUACAAUAGCAGUAUCAUGAUUAACGAUGUGGCUGUCAUCAAGCUAAGCACACCAGUAAGAUACACAACAAAAAUUCAGCCUAUCAAACUUGCUGAAUCGAACCCUAAGACGGGAACUCCUGCCGUCGUAAGUGGCUGGGGAACUGAAAAAUUCCUUGUUGGAUCCAUUCAAAAAAUACUCCAACAAGUGGAAGUGAACAUUGUGUCGAUGAGUGACUGUUCUUCACAGAAAUACAAAUAUGGUAGCCAAGUUCGGGAAACAAUGGUGUGUGCUGCUGUUGAAGGAGGUGGCAAAGAUGCUUGUCAAGGAGAUUCUGGUGGUCCUUUGGCAGCCGACGGUAAACUUGUUGGAGUUGUAUCUUGGGGUAAUAUGUGCGCUCGCAAAGAUUAUCCUGGGGUAUACUCUUCAGUAGCCGAUUUACGUUCAUGGAUAGUAAAAAAUGCUGUGGAGUUGUAAAAGAAUAUAAUGUAAAUUAACUGAUCAUA
Messenger RNA from Eupeodes corollae, 859 nucleotides. RefSeq names its product trypsin-like. Gene Ontology annotation, biological process: proteolysis. Gene Ontology annotation, molecular function: serine-type endopeptidase activity. Lineage: Eukaryota; Metazoa; Arthropoda; Insecta; Diptera; Syrphidae. The record is from RefSeq and is a predicted model, not a curated record. The coding region runs from base 51 to 830 and encodes 259 amino acids. The transcript has a single exon.